This is a messenger RNA of Nematolebias whitei (Rio pearlfish), 1266 nucleotides long. RefSeq names its product potassium inwardly rectifying channel subfamily J member 8 (gene kcnj8). The coding region runs from base 1 to 1266 and encodes 421 amino acids. NCBI's taxonomy places the organism in Eukaryota, Metazoa, Chordata, Actinopteri, Cyprinodontiformes, Rivulidae. The record is from RefSeq and is a predicted model, not a curated record. The transcript is spliced from 6 exons. Gene Ontology annotation, molecular function: ATP-activated inward rectifier potassium channel activity. Gene Ontology annotation, biological process: potassium ion import across plasma membrane; regulation of monoatomic ion transmembrane transport. Gene Ontology annotation, cellular component: plasma membrane.
AUGUUGGCCCGGAAAAGCAUCAUCCCGGAGGAGUUCGCGCUGCCGGGUCUCGUCUCGCGGAUGCCCCGCAAGCCCGUGUUCAGGGACCGCGUGAACAAAGCGCGCUUCAUCGCCAAGAACGGCUCGUGCAACUUGGCGCACAAGAACAUCCGCGAGCAGGGCCGCUUCCUGCAGGACGUGUUCACCACGCUCGUGGACCUGAAGUGGCGCUUCACGCUCGUCAUCUUCACCACCACGUUCGUCAGCAGCUGGCUGCUGUUCGCCAUGAGCUGGUGGCUCGUGGCGUUCGCGCACGGGGACUUGGACCCGGAGCGCCAUAACCUGAGCCACUGCGUCACCGACGUCAAGUCUUUUACUUCAGCUUUCCUCUUCUCCAUCGAAGUCCAGGUGACCAUCGGCUUCGGAGGACGGAUGAUAACCGAGCAGUGUUUGGCUGCCAUCAUGGUCCUCAUCUUGCAGAACAUCGUGGGACUCAUCAUCAACGCCAUCAUGCUGGGUUGCAUAUUUAUGAAGACGGCUCAGUCGAACCGCCGUGCAGAGACGCUGAUCUUCAGUCGACACGCAGUGAUUGCAGUGAGGAACAACCGCCUCUGCUUCAUGAUUCGUAUCGGGGACCUGAGGAAGAGCAUGAUUAUAGGAGCAACUGUCAGGUUACAGGUGGUGAGGAAAACCACCACACCAGAGGGGGAGUUGAUCCCCAUCCAUCAGAUCGAUGUCCAGACGGAGAGCACUGUGGCCAGCACCAGCCUGUUCCUGCUCGCCCCGCUCAUCAUCUGCCACGUCAUCGACAAAAACAGCCCGCUGUACGACCUGUCGGCCAUGGAGCUGCCGUGCAGCGACCUGGAGGUAAUCGUCAUCUUGGAGGGCGUUGUGGAGACGACGGGCAUCACCACGCAGGCCCGGACCUCCUACGUCUCUGAGGAGAUCCAGUGGGGACACCGCUUUGUUCCCAUAGUAACAGAGGAGGAAGGCGUGUACUCCGUGGACUACUCCAAGUUUGGCAACACGGUAAAAGUGUCGACGCCGAACUGCAGCGCCAGAGAGCUGGACGAGAAGCCGUACAUCUUAAUCCACACCCUGCAGAAGAGCGAGCUGUCGCACCAGAACUCGCUCAGGAAGCGUAAUUCCAUGAGACGCAACAACUCCAUGCGCAAAGGCGCCGGCAGCAGCGGGAGCCUGCGCAGGAACAACUCCGGGCUCAUUCUACCCAAAGUCCAGUUCUUCACCCCGACGGAGGGAGGCCAGAACCCGAACGCCGUCACCUGA